AUGUCCCGCUCGUCUGCUUCUCUCUUCAACAUUAUUGCCUCUCCGGCGGUGACUCGCAUCGCUCGCUUUAUCCUCUCAAGCAAUGAGAAUCAAUUUAUCCAUUUUUUCUCGGCGUUGUAUCCGGCUGGAGCUCCCCAUACAGUCAUCGCAAGAUCUGUCGACGGGUCUCACUACGUCAUCGACAUGAAGGCCCGAAAGAUCCACAAUACGUUUGGCCGCAAAGAAUUCCUUGCUGCCACAAACACCAACACCAAGCUUUGGUGCAGCAUCGACCCGGCGAAAAAUGCCAUCUUCAUCCGCGACUGGGAGGCCCCCAAGCUACUAAUAUACCAAGAAUUCACUGACAGAGUUCCUGUCUCGAUAGCUUUGUCCAAGGACUAUGUGGCUAUCGUCAGCGUGCCGUACAAUAGAAAGCACCGCGGCAAGGAUGGAAUCUCCGCUGAGCAAAUCCAUGCGCUUCCUGAUGCAGCUACCUCCUUAGACAACGUUGAAACAAGCUCAGUUGCUGGCUCCUUCACUAGCGAUGGCCAGUCACUGGCCAACUUCACCGGCCACAUUGCGAGCGUCGACGUUGCGUACGCUCUGACAAAGGAAGGGGCCCGCAAGGGGCUGCCUGAUUUGGUCAAUCGGCCGGGUGUUGAAAAGAGUACAGAGUCAGGUCUCCUCAAUUUCACGAUCAGUAUAUAUCGGUUUAGGAAGCUAGAAAGUAAAGAUGCACACACCAAGUAUGCCGGGCAGGUGGUCUCUAAGUGUGAACUAGUGCGCCAAUCACACUUAGACUUCGCUGCAUCUGGCAUUAUAUCGACGGCGUUCGACCAUGCAGACAGCUCACAGCUCUACAUUGCACUGCAGAGUGACGAGCUAAUUACUCUCGACACCACAACAAACGAACUGUAUCGCGAGACGACCGAUGGAUACCCUUGGGAAGUUUUGUCCGCAGGAUACGGCAAGGAGUACAGCAUCCGUGUCCCUGUGGCUGGAAGGCGCACACAAGCCAUGAAACUUUCAGUGCCCAUAAGCUGCUAUGGCACAUACGUGGUAAGUUCAAACCGCGAGUCGUCCACUUUAUACAAAAAUGGAGAGCCUAUCAUUGAGGGAUUCCCACCAGCGACCUGUGUGUCGCCAGACUCUGCCUUUGUGUGGUUCUACCUCAACGGAGUCUUCUACGAGCUGGAUCUUCACAAGCUCGCUGAGAUGAAAGAGACAAUCCAAAUUAAGUGCCUAUAG
Molecule: messenger RNA, 1227 nt
Organism: Giardia duodenalis
Lineage: Eukaryota; Fornicata; Diplomonadida; Hexamitidae
Exons: 1
Coding region: 1-1227 (408 amino acids)
Source: RefSeq, a predicted model, not a curated record